This is a messenger RNA of Gongylonema pulchrum, 879 nucleotides long. The record is from the annotation of a GenBank genome assembly. Lineage: Eukaryota; Metazoa; Nematoda; Chromadorea; Rhabditida; Gongylonematidae.
AUGGAGGCCGUGUAUAUCUUUCAAACGGCUGCAUUCUCGCUUCGUUCAAUUGCAGCUGUACUUAGACGCAACGGCAAACCAUUAUUUGGCGCUUGGAAUGCACGACAGCGUGAAUGCAUUUAUUCAUUGUCGCGCAGUUGUGUAUUAGCAACAGUGAAAUUUCAACCAAAUUUCCUCGAUCUCUGGCUCCUGCUUUUGAAACUCCUCUCUGUACUGCUAUUUCGGGACAGUGAAGCUUCCAGCGGCAGUGGACUGUCGGCAGCAGCAAUUCAGGAAUUUAAUCGUCGAGGCCCGUCGUCGACACACUUCGCUACAUUCGUCAAAACAGUUGAAGAUAUGAAGAAAAAAGUGGACAUCCUCUCGGUGGACAUGCUUUCUCUUGCCUUCGAGUUGGCAAUGUGCGGCGGCUGGCAACCUUUGGAUGGCUGGCAACCUUUAGACAAAAGUGGUAAAGCGGUAAAUAAAGAGGGUUGGUUCGUAUUUCCGCAUGGUUCCGAAUGUGAGCAAUAUGCUAUACGACUUACACUCAUCGGACAUUUGUAUCAGGCAUCAGUUAUUCUGAGCAAACCGUCUACUCCUCCUGUAACUUUGAAUGAUAAGGCUUUGGAUGAUGUGAUUUUGCAUCUCUUUUCGAUUGCUCGUCCUGGAGAACAGCUCGUUUCGCUAGACGCACUGAAAGAGACUUUGUACACAGCGGUGUUAGAAUUCCUGCGUCCGAUAUCUCUUCUCUACCAUGCAAUCACACUUGUACCCCCACCGGAAGCUUUGAAAGACCCGUCUGUUCAUGAAUUUGAGCCGCUCUGUCGCUAUCUGGGCUUCGCGCCAAGUGUUGCUGGUUUUCUGACUGAUUCCUGCGUUGAAACACUUUUCGCUUCGUAA